GUCGGCAAAGGCUAUGAUGAAAAAUAUCGUUGUGAAUUCAUUCUGUGUUUGACCUCUAGAAGUAAACAUGUAUUCUAUUGUAGCUCUUCUUGCGUGUAUCGGUGCUGCGGCCGCCUCUAUUUGUUGUGUACCACCUCAAUGGGAGGGUACAACUUCCUUUGUGACAACCAUCGUACAUAAUGGAAAACCUAUUGUAUCAACAGGCUAUGUUUCGAUGGCUUAUGACGCUGUAAACAAAAAGAUUGGACAAUAUGAAUACAUCUCUAUGGGAGGCAAACCACAAAGAAGAUUAGGGGCUCUCUUAGAUUAUAACACGAACAUGAAGUACAUAAUCAAUGAUCAAGGAAAAUGUUACAAACAAGCUCUAAAUAGGAGGGCACAAGACUUCGGAGGUUGUAUCCCAGACAAUUCAACAAAGGUCGGUAGUAAAGAUGUUGUAGGUUUGGGAGACAAUUCGAUGACAGUUGACACAUUCCGCUUGGAUUACGGGGCAGUUGCCGCUUACAUUUCUGUAACAUCAGAUAGCUGUGUACCAGUGCUAGAGACAAUCCGAGGAACUCUUGAUAACAGUCCAUUUCUUCAAAACAUUCAUGUAUUGAACGUUACCGGCGGACUCAGUGCCCCAGAAAACUUAAAUGUUCCACCAGCAGGAUGCGAGGCCGCCACCAUGUUUAAUGCUCACUAUUCGAGCGGAGAUAUGCCAAAUACCAUAGGGCGUCGUUCAUUUUUCCUUGGAUUGUAAAAUAUUGAAAUAUACAUUUAUAAAUAAAUUUUGUCAUUGAU
Molecule: messenger RNA, 783 nt
Organism: Ruditapes philippinarum (Manila clam)
Lineage: Eukaryota; Metazoa; Mollusca; Bivalvia; Venerida; Veneridae
Exons: 6
Coding region: 68-742 (224 amino acids)
Biological process (GO): cell-matrix adhesion
Cellular component (GO): extracellular region; lysosome
Molecular function (GO): calcium ion binding
Source: RefSeq, a predicted model, not a curated record